AUGUAUUUUGUUUUUGGUAUUUUUUUCUUUUUAUUAUUCUUAUCAACUAAAGCUCAUACACCAGGCAUAGUAACUGUUGAUACAUUUACAUUCAAUAAGAUUCGAAAACAUUUUAAUGUUGUUCUAGCAAAAUUCGAUGAUAAAUACCCUUUUGGUGAAAAACAAGAUCAAUUUAAAAAAUUUGCUCUAAAUGUUGCUAAUACAAAAGAUCUUCUUGUUGUUGAAAUUCCAAUAACAGAAUAUGGAGACAAAGAAAAUGAAAAACUGGCUAAAGAAUAUGGUGUUAAAAAAGCUGAUUAUCCUGCAUAUAAAUUAUUUCUCAAAGGCAAAUCUAAACCAAUAGAUUAUACCGGUGAUAAAACUGAAGAUGAUCUGAAACGCUUUCUUUUACAACAUACAAAUCUUUGGUUUGGUUUACCUGGCACAAUCGAGGAAUUAGAUCGUCUAGCUCAAAAAUUUUUUUCUGCAUCAUCAAAUAAUGAUACAACUAUGCAAAAAUCUUUAUUAGAAAAAGCACGUAAACAAGUCAAACAAUUAGUUGAUAAGAAAGAACAGAAAAGUGGUGAAUCGUACGUAAAAAUCAUGGAAUCGGUCGUUAAACAAGGUACCGAAUUUCUUAAACGUGAAGGAAGACGUGUUCAAAAUCUUCUAAAAGGAAAAAUUACUAAUGAAAAAAAAGAAGAAUUACAACAUCGUGCAAAUAUUCUUCUCUCAUUUAAAUCAUUGAAAGAAUCAAUAACUGAUACCGUUGAUGUUGUCAAAGAUAAUGUUGGAAAACAAAGGAAAGAAACAAUUACUGGUGAUAAAGAUUUGUGA
Molecule: messenger RNA, 816 nt
Organism: Rotaria sp. Silwood1
Lineage: Eukaryota; Metazoa; Rotifera; Eurotatoria; Philodinida; Philodinidae
Source: the annotation of a GenBank genome assembly